Tripterygium wilfordii is the source of this 3124-nucleotide messenger RNA. RefSeq names its product cycloartenol synthase 2. Gene Ontology annotation, biological process: triterpenoid biosynthetic process. Bases 508 to 2787 code for a protein of 759 amino acids. The transcript is spliced from 19 exons. Gene Ontology annotation, molecular function: intramolecular transferase activity. Gene Ontology annotation, cellular component: lipid droplet. The record is from RefSeq and is a predicted model, not a curated record. NCBI's taxonomy places the organism in Eukaryota, Viridiplantae, Streptophyta, Magnoliopsida, Celastrales, Celastraceae.
UAACAAAACAAAAACCUUCUUGUGUUUGUUGUUCACACUGCCGCCUCUACUCUACAGUUUCCAUUCUCUGGUGUAAGCACUAAGCAAAAUUUUCUCGAUCUUUCUCGCGCAUUAUAUAUUUUCUAUAGAUACACAUUUGUUACUCUUCUUUUGAAUUCUUCGAUUUGGUUUUCUCUUUCACUGCGGCAAAAUCCUGGACUGAGGAAUUUAGGUAAAUCGGUUCGACGACGUUUCAAAAUUGCUUUCAAUCGUUCACUUCUCUGCUUCGGUUUACUACUUUUGCAUUAUUUAUCGAUUACCAAAAAAAUUGUGAAGAAUCUGUGUGUCAGUUGAUUAUUUUUCUCUAGAAACAAACGUGAUUUUCUCUUCUUUUCUUAGUUAUUGUGACAAUGCUGGAUUUGUUAUGGCUAUAGAAUAGGGAAAUCGUUGUUUUUUUAAAAAAAACUGGGAAGGCAUUCUGAUGUUUAUGAUACAGAGCGAGAGAAGAGAGAAAGUGAGAAACUGAGAAUGUGGAGGCUUAAAAUCGCGGAAGGAAACAGUCCAUGGUUGAGAAGCGUUAAUGGUCACGUAGGGCGGCAGGUGUGGGAGUUCGACCCGAAGCUCGGGUCGCCUGAAGAGCUCAUGGAGAUCGAGAAGGCUCGUGAGAACUUCGGGAAGAACCGAUUCGAUAAGAAGCACAGCUCGGAUCUGCUCAUGCGGAUUCAAUUUGGAAAGGAGAUUCCUGGUUCUGGUGGCACUAUUUUACCUCAAGUGAAAGUAGAAGAUAAAGAUGCUGUCACAGAGGAUAUAGUUGCAAACACAUUGAGAAGGGCUAUGAGCUACCAUUCAACUCUCCAGGCCCAUGAUGGACAUUGGCCAGGAGAUUAUGGAGGUCCGAUGUUUCUUAUGCCUGGCUUGGUAAUUACCCUGUCUAUCACUGGGGCCUUAAAUGCAAUCUUGUCAGAAGAACAUAAACGAGAGAUGUGUCGUUAUCUGUACAAUCAUCAGAACAAAGAUGGCGGGUGGGGUUUGCACAUUGAGGGACCAAGCACGAUGUUUGGCUCAGUCUUGAGUUAUAUUACUUUACGGUUACUUGGCGAAGGAGCUAAUGGUGGAGAAGGGGCAAUGGAGAGUGGGCGGAACUGGAUACUAAACCACGGUGGUGCUACUGCAAUAACAUCAUGGGGAAAAAUGUGGCUUUCAGUACUUGGAGUAUAUGAGUGGUCUGGCAAUAAUCCUCUGCCUCCUGAGAUAUGGCUUCUUCCUUACAUGCUUCCAGUGCAUCCAGGACGGAUGUGGUGUCACUGCAGAAUGGUUUAUCUGCCGAUGUCUUAUUUGUAUGGAAAGAGGUUUGUUGGUCCUAUCACAUCAACAGUUCUAUCCUUGAGGAAGGAGCUUUAUACUGUCCCUUAUCAUGAGAUAGAUUGGAAUCAUGCGCGCAACCUCUGUGCUAAGGAAGAUUUGUACUACCCACACCCCCUGGUUCAGGAUAUGUUGUGGGUUUCUCUUCACAAGCUUGUGGAGCCUAUUCUGCUGCGUUGGCCUGGAAAGAAAUUAAGGGAGAAGGCUCUUCGUUCUGCAAUGGAGCACAUCCAUUAUGAAGAUGAGAAUACUCGUUACAUUUGCAUUGGACCAGUUAACAAGGUGUUGAAUAUGCUUUGCUGUUGGGUGGAAGAUCCAAACUCUGAAGCUUUCAAGUUGCAUCUUCCAAGAGUCUAUGAUUAUUUGUGGAUUGCUGAAGACGGUAUGAAAAUGCAGGGUUACAAUGGAAGUCAACUAUGGGACACUGUUUUUGCUGUGCAAGCUAUGAUUGCAACCAAUCUUUCUGAUGAAUAUGCUCCAACCCUAAGAAAAGCGCAUAUGUACAUAAAGAAUUCACAAGUUCUAGAAGAUUGUCCAGGUGAUCUUAGUUAUUGGUAUCGCCAUAUUUCAAAGGGUGCUUGGCCUUUCUCCACUGCAGAUCAUGGAUGGCCUAUCUCGGACUGCACAGCAGAGGGACUGAAGGCAGUUUUAUUACUAUCAAAAUUGCCAUCAGAGAUUGUUGGCGAACCCUUAGAUGCAAAGCGAUUAUAUGAUGCAGUAAACGUCAUUCUCUCAUUGCAGAAUAUGGAUGGUGGAUUUGCAACAUAUGAGCUGACAAGAUCUUACAGUUGGUUAGAGUUGAUCAACCCUGCUGAAACUUUUGGUGACAUAGUCAUCGAUUAUCCUUAUGUGGAAUGUACAUCUGCUGCGAUUCAAGCUUUGACAUCAUUUAGAAAUUCAUACCCGGAGCAUCGACAAGGAGAAAUUGAACACUGUAUAAAACAGGCAACAAUGUUCAUUGAAAAGAUACAAACUGCUGAUGGCUCAUGGUAUGGCUCAUGGGGUGUCUGCUUCACCUAUGGUUUAUGGUUUGGGAUUAAAGGGUUGGUGGCUGCUGGAAAGAACUUCAGUAAUUGCCCUAGCAUCCGUAAAGCUUGUAAUUUUCUGUUGUCCAAACAGCGUGCUUCUGGGGGGUGGGGAGAGAGUUAUCUUUCAUGCCAAAACAAGGUUUAUUCGAAUCUUGAAGGCAAAAGAUCUCAUGUGGUAAAUACUGGAUGGGCUAUGCUUGCUCUUAUUGAUGCUGGGCAGGCGGAGAGAGACCCAACUCCAUUGCACCAUGCAGCUAGAUUUUUGAUCAAUUCCCAACUGGAGAAUGGAGAUUUCCCUCAGGAGGAAAUCAUGGGAGUGUUCAAUAAGAAUUGCAUGAUCACUUAUGCAGCUUAUAGAAACAUUUUCCCUAUCUGGGCGUUGGGAGAAUACGGAUGCCGGGUGUUGAAGGCCUUGUAAAAACAUGUUUCUUCAACCAACUCCAUGGCUUCAAACAGCGAGUUUGAGCCCUCAAGCCUCAAGGGAUGUCAAAAUGUUGCAUAAAGCUUGGUAGGGUAUCUCUGUUGGUAUCAAUUCUGGAUUACUAGAAACAGGCAUAUAUGCAGCAAGGAUUUACCCAAAAUAUCAUUUACUGAUCCCCAAGUUUUGAAAAUAAUAUAUUUGGAUUUUAGUUAAUCUUGAACUUAAUUAGAAAACUGCUGUACAAGAGCUUCCUGGAUCAUUUUCUGAUCCCUCGUUUAUUGUUUUUUAUUUCUGUUAUUUUAUUUCAAGUAAUAAAGAAAUUGUUUAAGAAUUA